Molecule: messenger RNA, 1185 nt
Organism: Juglans regia (Persian walnut)
Lineage: Eukaryota; Viridiplantae; Streptophyta; Magnoliopsida; Fagales; Juglandaceae
Exons: 2
Coding region: 1-1185 (394 amino acids)
Molecular function (GO): zinc ion binding; nucleic acid binding
Source: RefSeq, a predicted model, not a curated record
AUGACGGUGAGGCAGUAUGCCCCUAAGUUUGUGGAGUUGUUGAGAUUUGCUCUGCAUCUGGUCCAUACCGAGUUGCUAAAAGCUGAAAAGUUUGAACGAGGCUUGAAUCCCAGGAUCAUGGACUCCCUUCUCGCAUUAAAGAUUAGAAAGUUCGCCUACUUUGAAGACCGAGCAGUAAUCCUUGAGGCGAAGCUACGAGUCAGAGCAAGAGAGUUCAACCAGAGAAAGAGGCAGUUCCAAGCUCUUGAUCAGAACAAAGGCAAGAGGCCAAUGUACAACAAUGUACCCAAGCCUCUUCAAAUGAUCAAGUCUCCUCAACGCGGUAUCGUGGCGUCUCAUCCCGCAUGCCAAACCUGUGGCAAGCCUCAUGCCCAGAAAUGCUUGAUGGGGACCAACACUUGCUUUAAGUGUGGUAAGGCGAGUCAUUUGGUACAGGAGUGCCCCAUCCUUGUGGCUCCUAAUGCUCAAGUGCGUAACCCAGGGCGGAAGAACCUGGUACCAGCUCGAGUCUUCGCUCUUACAAUGGACGAUGCUGAUGCUUCUCCUAAUCUGGUGACAGGUAUUCUUCCCCUGUUCUCACAUCGUGCAUUAGUGCUAUUCAAUUCUGGUGCCACGCAUUCAUUUAUAUCCCGGAAGUAUACUUGCUUGAGUGAGAAAGCACCUAAACCCUCAGAAUCCGUGAUGUCUGUUACUUCACCCCAUGGGAAAUCCGUGAAUUGUCACUGUGUUAAAGGGUUGCAUGAUAGAGGUACAAGUGUGGAGCGCUUCAAGAAGGAAGUGGUCUUUAGACCAACAGGCGAGUCAGAGUUAUGUUUCUGUGUUGUGGGUAAGAGUCCUAUGCCGAAGGUGAUCUCUGCAAUAAAGGCCACCACUAUGUUGAGGAAGGGUUGUGCAGAAUUUCUGGCUAGUUUGGUGAUGCCACAACCAAACGAGCCUAAGCUGCAAAAUAUUGAAGUGGUGAAGGAUUUUCCUAAUGUCUUUCUGAAUGAGUUGCCUGGCUUACCUCAGGAGAGGGAGAUUGAAUUCUUUAUAGAUCUCGACCCAAAAACAGCGACCAUUCCUAAAGCGCCAUAUCGGAUGGCCCCUGUAGAGCUCAAGGAGCUCAAGGAUCCAUUGCAAGAGUUACUAGAUAAGGGCUUUAUUCGCCCUAGUGUAUCGCCAUGGGCGCACCAGUUCUCUUUGUAA